Sporothrix brasiliensis 5110 is the source of this 432-nucleotide messenger RNA. RefSeq lists its product as uncharacterized. The coding region runs from base 1 to 432 and encodes 143 amino acids. The transcript has a single exon. NCBI's taxonomy places the organism in Eukaryota, Fungi, Ascomycota, Sordariomycetes, Ophiostomatales, Ophiostomataceae. The record is from RefSeq and is a predicted model, not a curated record.
AUGUGUGCCGCCGACGAUGCAAUAAUUGGCUAUUACACUGAGUACCUGUUCUUCCGGCCUGAGCCUGAAUGGUCAAUCGACCUAAUAGCCGAUCCACGCACGAUCGAGACCGACACGGAUAUCGGUCCUACAUUGACAGAACAAGAGAUGGCUGAACGCCUGGCUGUGAUGGCAUGGCUUGUCGUGUCUCUUGAAGAAUCGUUCAACUGGCGCCCCAAGCUGGGGUUGCGUCGAAAUGGCACAGUGGAAGAAAACCGAGACGGGACGCCUGUACCAUGGACGCCAGUGCACUGCCCGUCGCGGGCCCAUGAGAUUCCAGCGCUAUCAGAGCGCCUCAUAUUGUCCCAUAACCGGUAUGAUCUGAAUCGACAGCCCGGCGAAACAACAAGAUAUAACGUCAUUUUUAACGGCACGUCGUUAAGGACGGUAUAG